AUGGUGACAAACCAGGAGCUCAACUCCCGCCGCGAGCCCGGCUGCACCGUCAUCCUCGCCGACAAGAAAUACUUCCACGUAGGCAACUGGUUCAUGAAGCGCACCCUCCGCCCACACGAAUGGCAGUCCCCUCCCCACGGAGCCGCCAUCAUCGCCAGCCCCCCCACGACGUAUCCCCAGCGCUGGAAGACAGACGCCGCGAUACUAGACUUUCUGCGGCAGAACACAGACAUCCCGUUGCCCCGCGCGCAGUGCACGUUCGAGGACGACGGGGCGUUCUACUUCCAGAGCGAGUACGUCGAGGGCGUGAGCAUGAAGGAACUGGAGCGGCAAGAGGAUAAAGAGGUCGUCAUGCGGGAGCUGGAGGGGCACGUCGUGACCUUGCGCCGUCUGCGCUCAGAUAUGCCCGGCGUGCCGGGCGAGUCCCUCAUGUGCGCCCCGCAGCGCGUCACCAGCCGUCGAUGGAAGGCGAACAGUUGCUGGAGGCCGCGGGGAGACAGCAAGGGCGAGUACGUGUUUUGCCACAACGACCUCGGACAGCACAACGUGAUUGUGGACCCCGACACGCUGAGGAUUAAUGCCAUCAUUGACUGGGAGUUUGGCGGCUUCUGGCCUGAGUGGUUUGAGCGGCCGUUCUGGAAGCGCACGGGCCCCAGCGCGGUGCUCCAAGGCGAGGAAGACGAUGUGCAACGGUGCCGCGACUGGCUCAUGACACAUUGCGAUGAAGUGACGAUGCCUGGUCUUGAGUGCUACACGAGUGUCAAAUGA
Molecule: messenger RNA, 768 nt
Organism: Purpureocillium lilacinum
Lineage: Eukaryota; Fungi; Ascomycota; Sordariomycetes; Hypocreales; Ophiocordycipitaceae
Source: RefSeq, a predicted model, not a curated record